AUGGAGGCCGCGGUGGAGGACGCGGCGGUUGACCCGCGCUUCGAGUCCUUCCUCGCGGACGCGACGGACCCGACGACUCCGGACGAGAUCCAGGCGCAGAUCCGCGCGGGCCUCGCGCGCCAGUACGCCAACCCUCCAGUCGCCCAGACCGAGCGAUGUCUGCGACAAAAUCUCACCCCCGAACGGUGCCGCGCUCUGGUGUACUGGCCGGACGAGGAUGACGCGUCGCUGUACCCGGCGCUGCUCGCGGACCCGCCGCCGGGCGCGCCGGAGGACCACCCGCAGUUCAGGUGCCAGGUGACGUACCUGAUGUCCCUGUACCUCUGCCACUCGAAGCGCUGGGCGUUCGCGAAGGGGUUCAUCCUCGCGGGCGGACUCCGCGCGCUCGUCGGGAUGUGCGCGCACCCGAACCUUCACCUGCGCGGCCAGGCGAUGGAGACGCUCGGCGCCCUCACCCGCGAGGAGCUCUACCCGUGGCACGAGCCCCCCGUCGCGGGAUCGUCCUCGGACGCGGCGCUGCACGCGCGGAUGCUCGAGCUCGCGCGAACCCCACUCGUGCCCAACCUGGUGCUCAACUACGACGCCCCGUUUCCCGGAGCCUCGUCGCUCGCGCUGCGCACCCUGGCGUUCUUCGCCUCCUACCUCAGGCUCCGGCACUGUCCGAACAACGUCCUGCGUCUCAGCGACGACCUGCUCGCGACGCUGACGCGCUGGUCUACGCGCGAUGACGAACACGUGUCCGACGACGAGCGCCAACUCGCCAAGACUCUUCUGGAAGACUUUGGAAAGUUCGCAGACGUCGCCGACGCGCCGACGCUCAACGGCCCGGACGCCGCGCGCGCCGCCGCGGAGUUGGCGCAGCGCCAGGGCGCGGACGUCCUCGACGUUGAGGUCGGCGUUUCGAACCCGGGAGCGGCGGGCGCGGACCCCGACGGCGCCGUCGUCGUCGCGGACAGAACCGUCGUGAUGACGGGAUCGAAGUCGACAAACGCAGCCGACUCGAGCUCCAACGCCCGCGACCGACUCGAUCCGAACGACGCCGACACCGGCGACGCGCACCGGCGACGCGGCAACGACGCCUUCGCGCAAAAGCGAUGGUCCGCCGCCAUCGAGCACUACACCCGCGCCAUCGACGCGCCGGUGAGUUACGCGCGACUCUUCGACGAGGCGCCGCGACGAGCCGCCUACCACGCCAAUCGAGCGGCGGCGUACUUGGCUCGAGGGAACUCCCCCGGCGGCGGUUACGGGCAGUUCGACGCGUGCGGGCACCUCGAGAACCACGCGUGGACGGACGGCGACGACGGCGAUGGCGCGGUGGCGACCGCGGCGGCGCUCAACGCGAAGGCGGCGCUGUUGGACUGCGACGCGGCGCUCGAGAUGUCGCCCGGGCACGUCAAGGCGAAGUUCCGGAAGGCGCAGGCGCUGUGGCGGCUCGCGCGGGUCGGGGAGGCGAGGACGUGCGCGAUGAGCGCGCUGCACGGCGCGCCGGACGAGGCGACGGAGGCGGAGGUGAGGGCGCUUCUCGAGAGCUUCGACGCGCCGUGGCGGCCGACUCCUUUCCCGGCGCGGGGCGGCGAGCGGCGAGAGCGCGGCGGGGAAAGGACGACGAAGGAACGAAACGGCGCCGGGGUUUCCACCGAGAAGGGGCGAACGGAAGGCGACGACGACGACGACGACGGCGUUGGGGCACCGGCGCCGGCGGGCGUCAUGGGGGGCAUGAGCGAUCUUCUCGCGUCCCUGGGGGCUUCGAGCGACGACGGGUACCCGGAUUUCGACGAACUCGCCAACUUCAAGUCGGCGGGCGCGGAUGAGGUCUUCGCCGAGGUGGACCGAUUCGCGGCUGAGAUGAGGGCGAAGGGGUCUUCUCGCGAGACGCCCUCGGCGGCGUCCGGCAUCGACGCGUUGGGCUCGGUGGACGGCGACGAACUCUACGGACUCGACUGAUGA
This is a messenger RNA of Micromonas commoda, 1947 nucleotides long. RefSeq lists its product with no specific name. Lineage: Eukaryota; Viridiplantae; Chlorophyta; Mamiellophyceae; Mamiellales; Mamiellaceae. Bases 1 to 1944 code for a protein of 647 amino acids. The record is from RefSeq and is a predicted model, not a curated record. The transcript has a single exon. Gene Ontology annotation, molecular function: protein binding.